Molecule: messenger RNA, 528 nt
Organism: Brassica napus (rape)
Lineage: Eukaryota; Viridiplantae; Streptophyta; Magnoliopsida; Brassicales; Brassicaceae
Exons: 3
Coding region: 1-528 (175 amino acids)
Source: RefSeq, a predicted model, not a curated record
AUGGAAAACGAAAGCGAUACCGAUAGCGGACGCGCAUGGAGUGUCGACACAGAAGAAGACGAAGGAGUCGUGAAACCUCCUAGAAUUAAUUAUUUAAACAUGCAAGAUCCGGAACCGGAGUGGGAUGUGGACAGCUUCGAUGGUUACGAAUGCUACAACUCUGAUGACCGUAAAAGCUUCUCCGACGACGAGGAGUACGAAGAGUUAUCCAGGCCUGGAAGAAUAAGGUCUAUCUUCCCCCUGCGUGAUCUGCAAGAACCUUGGACAACCAUGACUUCGAGGGAAUAUUUUGCGGAUAUUGCUUCCUUGUGUGUUAAGAAACUCAAUGAAGAGAAGGGUACGACUGUGGAAUCUGUAAGCAUCGUGAGAGGCAAUCUAAAAGUAGGAGGUGGGUGGAACCUGUACAUCACCUUUAUUGCUCGAGAGUAUCCCAAUGGUCCUCUCGUGGAGUAUCAAGCCAAGGCCAUGGAUUUUGGAGAAAAACCUCCCUUUCCUAUUCUCUGCAGACCAGCUUCUACCAUAUCCUAA